Molecule: messenger RNA, 997 nt
Organism: Topomyia yanbarensis
Lineage: Eukaryota; Metazoa; Arthropoda; Insecta; Diptera; Culicidae
Product: brachyurin-like
Exons: 2
Coding region: 29-961 (310 amino acids)
Biological process (GO): proteolysis
Molecular function (GO): serine-type endopeptidase activity
Source: RefSeq, a predicted model, not a curated record
CCGACUUUAGUCUCCAAGAUUCAAUAGAAUGAAAAUCAUCGCAGUGCUAGUGCUCGCUUUAGCUGCCCUGGUGGCCUCGGAUGAUAUCAACUGGCGGAAACUUCGGCCAGCGUGGCGUAUGCCACGCUACUGGCAACGUCUCCCGAAAGAGGUCAUGAAACAGAUGCUCAGCGAACUGAAAGAUUUACCGAAGAACAGGCCAGAAGGCCGAAUUGUCGGUGGAUAUCAUGCCACUCCAGGCCAGUUCCCGUAUCAAGUUGUAAUGAUCUCACAGUUCCCUCAGGGUGGCGCUUUGUGCGGAGGAUCGGUGCUUUCUCAAAACUUCGUUUUGACCGCAGCUCACUGCGUCGAUCAAGCCAGCGGUGGAACCGUCAUUUUGGGUGCUCACGAUCGAACCAAUGCCGCCGAAGUAGGCCAAGUUCGAAUUCCGUUCGUACAAUCCGGAAUUUAUUUGCACCAAAAUUGGGAUCCAUCACUGAUUCGCUACGAUAUCGCCACAGUACGACUCCAAAGCCCGGUCACCUACAGCGACCGUAUCCAGCCUGUUAAUCUUCCAAGGUGGAGCGAUGUGGCAAAUGACUUUGCGGGAGUCACCGGUACCGUAUCCGGGUUCGGUCGUUUCUCCGAUGCCGUCGAUGCUGCGUCCGAUACUCUGCGCUAUGUCACCAAUCCCAUUCAAACGAACACGGCGUGUAACAUCCGCUUCCUGGGUUUGAUCCAACCGGAAAAUAUUUGUCUGUCGGGAGAGAAUGGACGCGGUGCUUGCAGUAUAAGUAUGCCGCGGAAUGGUGAUUCCGGUGGACCAAUGACCAUUUCCCGCGAUGGAAAAACAGUCCAGGUGGGUGUUGUAUCGUUCGGAUUGGCACUAGGAUGUGAACGGAACUGGCCAUCUGCGUUUACGCGUACAACUUCAUUCUUGCAAUGGAUCCAGGCACACUCGGAUGUGAUUAUUGAAGCUUAGUUUUGUAGUAAAAAGUAAUAAAUAUUUCUUCGUAAA